GCCCCUCUGAACCUCCACUCACACAGACGAACAGACCGUUGUUGAAAGAGCGGGAGAAUGAACGGAGCAGCCGAACUUUCCUGCUCAUGCUCAUUCCGCAGGUACUGAUAAACUUUUCCGAAUGAACAAGAAAUGCUCCGGAGCAUUCACACGCGUUUCAGUCCCAACCUCAACAAUCACCUCACGGGCUGCAAAAUUUCCUCGCCCAUUUCUCUCUUUCACAGCCUCACGAAGAUUCUGGCUCCAGAUUCUAAGCUAGAGUACAUCUUGAAUGAGGUUGAGGAGCUUCAAUCUUCAAAACCGACGAAUGGAUCAUUAUGGCAAUCAGCAUCAGAUUCCGAUGAUUUCUCCGAUAAGGAUGUUCCCGAGAAACAAAACUUAUCUGCGGUUCAAAUCUCACAUCCUUGGCCUGAAUGGGUGGACUUGAUGGAGUGCUUGAUGAGGAGAGGUUACUUUGAUGCAGAUGGAAACCCAUUUAGAAGUGGUGAAUUGGGUUCCAGGGAAUCAAAUAUUAUUAGGACCGCGUGCUUGAAUUUCGGUCGGGAUCGAUUUGAUCUUUUGAGGUACUUGUCUCGUAAGGAUAUCCAAGUUAUUGUUGGAGAUGGAUGCCCGAGCUUAGACAGGAAAGUUGUGAACUCGGGGAAGCGCCUCAGAGCCCACGUGGGAAUUGACGAGGGAACCGUAUGUGCUGAGCAAGAAUAUAUUGAUGUGUGCAGCGCCUGCAAUUUGAGGGGAGAGUGUGAAAGGGCAUUUGUGAAGGCACGUGAAGACGAAGGAGGAAGGACAGUGGAUUUAAUGCGUAUAAUCUUGACUUACGGGCUUGAUCCAAUUAUUGGUUCAGUUGAGAACAAACCAUGUCUGAAUAAAAUGAUAAAAGAAUCAGUGAGAAGACUGCUGCGAGAAUUAUUGGAGCUCAGCAUUAAAGAGGAUGGUUCUAAUCUCUCCAAUUCCACUGAAAGAGUUAAUCUCAAUCCACAAGACAAGGGCAAUAUAAAAGUCCCAAUGAAGCAAGGAGAUUGGCUUUGUCCCAAAUGCAAUUUCCUCAACUUCGCCCGAAAUAUCAAGUGCUUGAGCUGUGACGGCUUUUUUCAAGAAAGAAUAAAGCAAUUACAGAAUGAUCAGGAGCAUCUGCCAUUGAAGAAGGGAGACUGGAUUUGCGAUAAAUGUAACUUUAUUAAUUUCGCUAGGAAUACAAGAUGUUUCCUUUGCAAAGAGAAACCUCCAAAGCGGCAGCUAAAUCCAGGGGAGUGGGAAUGUGAAUCGUGCAACUACCUCAAUUUCAGGAGAAACAUGGUCUGCCUAAAAUGUGAUCACAGGCGGCCAAAGGCAUCAAGUGCUUCAGACUCUUCUCAUCAAUCACAAAUUGAAGAUCAAGGCUACCGCCAGAGCAACCAGUUAAAUUUUGGGAGAAAUCAAGGUAGCAUUAAUGGCCAAACAUUUACCAUAACCGAAAGAAAGAACAGGAGACAAGGUUCGGGUGAUUGGAGAUUUGUGGAAGACAGGAAUGAAAAUGGUCAAAGGUCCUAUUCUUGGAAUGAUACUUCUCAGUUUAACAAUUUUCCAAUUGCUGGAGGUAAGACUGAAUUGUCAAAGAGUCCACAAAAAAUAGAAGCAUGGAAGAAGGAAAUGCUGAAGAUGAACAAAAGCUCUAUGGAGAUGACAACAGAUAGUGAAGAUGAGUCCUGGUCUUCUGAUAACCAGACUAAUAGAGAAACGUCUUAUUUUACUGAUGAUGAAGACAUGGAAGAAUGGUUUGGAGCGGGUAGGAAAGAAAGAAAUAGAAUUCCGUGAAAGUAAGUUACAAUCACUUUGAUCAUACAUGGCACAUCUGUUAUACAUGUUUAUUGAUGGACGUUAUUGUUAAUGGCUUAGAUAACCAUCAAUAUGAUGCAUUGUUAGUACUCUUCAAUGCAUGAUUAAGUUCCUUGUCGAGUAAUUAAAGGAUAAAUGAUAGACAUAUAAACUAGAGGUGAAUCCUAAUAUACGAAGAGAUAAGCCACAGCUAUGUAACUGAUACAAAACAUGAGCUUGAACAUAUACUGUCAAGACAGUAAGGGAAAUAUAAGUGUAUUGAAGGUAUUUUAA
Molecule: messenger RNA, 2085 nt
Organism: Prosopis cineraria
Lineage: Eukaryota; Viridiplantae; Streptophyta; Magnoliopsida; Fabales; Fabaceae
Exons: 6
Coding region: 133-1791 (552 amino acids)
Cellular component (GO): cytoplasm
Molecular function (GO): mRNA binding
Source: RefSeq, a predicted model, not a curated record